Molecule: messenger RNA, 1164 nt
Organism: Tarenaya hassleriana
Lineage: Eukaryota; Viridiplantae; Streptophyta; Magnoliopsida; Brassicales; Cleomaceae
Product: purple acid phosphatase 7-like
Exons: 6
Coding region: 112-1104 (330 amino acids)
Molecular function (GO): ferric iron binding; ferrous iron binding; acid phosphatase activity
Source: RefSeq, a predicted model, not a curated record
CUCUCACAUCACACAAACAGAUACAACCACAUAAAUAUUUCCAUGUGUUUUUUUCUAAGAAAAUUAUAAUUAUAGUCUAUCGAUUCACCCAAAAAAAAAAAAAAAAAAAACAUGAGGAUCUCGGUCGUGGUUGGUGUGUGCGUGUUUCUAUGCAUAUUGAAGAGUUGUGUCUCGGAGUUUCCGAGGUUCGAGCAUCGUUCGACCAAGGAAGAUGGCUCUCUUAGCUUUCUCGUUGUCGGAGAUUGGGGACGCAAGGGACAGUUCAAUCAAUCUCGUGUCGCUGAUCAGAUGGGGAGGGUGGGAAGCGAGCUAGACAUAGAUUUUGUGAUAUCAACGGGAGAUAACUUCUACGACGAGGGCUUAACCGGAGUCAACGACACUGCCUUCGAAGAAUCCUUCACCCGCGUCUACACCCAUCCAAGCCUCCAGAAACAGUGGUAUACUGUGUUGGGAAAUCACGAUUACAUGGGAGAUGCGGGGGCGCAGCUUAGCGAUGUUCUUGCCAAAAAAGACAAGAGAUGGUUUUGUCGUAGAUCUUUCGUUUUGGCUACGGCCAAAGGGUUGGUCGAAUUUUUCUUCGUGGACACAACUCCCUUUGUGGACAAGUACUUCACAGACCCAGGAGACCAUACUUUUGAUUGGACCCAAGUCUUGCCGAGAAAACAAUAUCUCUCAAACGUCUUACAUGAUUUAGAAAUGGGUUUGAAAAAGUCACGUGCCACGUGGAAAAUCGUCGUGGGGCAUCACGCGAUCCAGAGCGCCGGCUAUCACGGUGUAACCCAGGAGCUCGUGGAUCAAAUUCUUCCCAUUCUUGAGGCGAAUAACGUGGACAUGUACGUAAAUGGGCAUGAUCAUUGCCUCCAACACAUAAUGAGCUCCAAGAACAAAAUGCCAUUUUUGACGAGCGGGGGAGGAUCAAAGGCGUGGAAAGGAAGCACAAAGCAAUGGGAUCCGACAGAAAUGAAGCUAUACUAUGACGGGCAAGGCUUCGUGUCGUUCGAAAUCACUCACUCGAAUGCUAAAUUUGUGUACUAUGACGUCGACGGCAAAGUUCUUCAUGAAUGGACCUUGUCCAAAGACAGCGACUCCAAGAAGAAACUCUAAUCACUCAAUGUUAUUUUUAUGCAUCUGUUGAAUAAAUUCUAUGUGUGUUCGUUUUCCAUU